AAUCUAUCUCGUGAGUACCUCCGUUUUUAUAUUGCGGAUAUUGCGGAAUGUUCCACAAACGUACAUAUGCACAUCUAUGAAGCUUAGGGAUCAAAAUGAUAUCGACCGGCAAGUUGAACGGCGGUCUAUGCUUGCAAAGUUGGCUUGUCAGCGCGGCAUUUUGAGUCAUCGUAUGAAUGAGUGUCAAGUACGCCCUUGCUCUGAAAGCAAGUAUAAAUAUGUCAAGUUUUCCUCCGUUGUUUGUCCAUUCACCGUACUACCAAACGAGUUCUCUUUAAAUUACAUCUCUUCUCUUCUCAUCGCCGUAUUCUCACAUCCCAUACAAUCGCCACAAUGCAACCACUCGCAGGAAAAGUCGCCCUUGUAACCGGGGGAAGCAAAGGAAUCGGUCGAGCAAUUUGUCUUCGUCUCGCACGUGAUGGUGCAAUAGUAGUCAUAAACUAUAGCAAUGACUCUUCCGCAGCAAACGAAGUUGCAUCACUUAUCGGAGAGAAGAACGCUAUGGUUAUCAAAGCUGAUGCCGGCAAUAUUGAAGAUAUUUCAAGAAUGGUUGAUACAACGGUUGAGAAGCACGGAAAGAUUGAUAUCUUGGUUGCCUGUACUGCAACUAUGAAGUUGAAUGAAUUGGAAAAUGUCAGGGGCGAAGAAUUUGAUCAGACGUUCGAUUUGAAUGUCAAAGGUCCUUUGUUUCUCGCCCAGAAAUCCGUUCCUUAUAUGACCCACGGUUCCCGCAUCAUACUCUUCUCCACAACACAAUGCCAUGCCAGCACAGUAGCACCACAAUACCUAACAUACAUCAUGUCGAAAGGUGCCAUCGAGCAAAUGACCCGAGCUCUUUCGAAAGAUCUAGCACGCAAGGGUAUUAUGGUCAAUACAGUUGCGCCAGGACCAACGGCGACUGAGUUAUUCUUCAGAGGCAAGAGUGAUCAACUUUUGAAGACACUUGCUGGCUUAAAUCCUCAGAAUAGGAUUGGAGAACCAGACGAGAUUGCAGACGUUGUGGCAUUUUUGAGUAGUGAGGCAUGUUCAUGGGUGACGGGUCAGACACUUCAAGUGAAUGGUGGAAUGGCAUAACUGUAGGGCACACUAGCAAUUAGACUCGUUUUUCUAUGCGCUUAGCGAGUUUGCAUUCAGUGCGGUAUGCUUAAAAUACGAGGGCCUUUUGAUCAAGAAACAGGAACAUCCAAUUCUACCUUUUCUAGUUAUUAUUAAAAGCCAGUAGUCCUC
This is a messenger RNA of Botrytis byssoidea, 1227 nucleotides long. RefSeq lists its product as uncharacterized. The transcript has 2 exons. Lineage: Eukaryota; Fungi; Ascomycota; Leotiomycetes; Helotiales; Sclerotiniaceae. The record is from RefSeq and is a predicted model, not a curated record. Bases 334 to 1074 code for a protein of 246 amino acids.